Molecule: messenger RNA, 1472 nt
Organism: Scomber scombrus (Atlantic mackerel)
Lineage: Eukaryota; Metazoa; Chordata; Actinopteri; Scombriformes; Scombridae
Gene: arpp19b
Product: cAMP-regulated phosphoprotein 19b
Exons: 3
Coding region: 92-430 (112 amino acids)
Cellular component (GO): cytoplasm
Molecular function (GO): protein phosphatase inhibitor activity
Source: RefSeq, a predicted model, not a curated record
GCUGCUGCUGCUUUUCCUCUCACACAGAGCUGCUGCCUGGACGGCGACACCCACAGACCUGUGAGCAGCAGAUCAGGGAUUCAACACAGCUAUGUCCGAGGAGGUUGAAGGAACGAGGACGGCGGAUGAACAGCAGGAAAUGGAGGACAAAGUAAUCAGUCCAGAGAAAGCUGAGGAGGCCAAGCUGAAGUCCAGGUAUCCUAACCUGGGGGCCAAACCUGGGGGCUCAGACCUGCUCAGGAAGAGGCUUCAGAAGGGGCAAAAGUAUUUUGAUUCUGGUGACUACAACAUGGCAAAGGCAAAAAUGAAGAAUAAACAGUUGCCAUCAGCCCCGGCAGAGAAGACCGAGAUCACAGGGGGCCACAUCCCAACACCUCAGGACCUCCCUCAAAGAAAGACUUCAAUUGUGGCCAGCAAACUGGCUGGUUGAUGGUUUUAUGUUUACUGUUUUGUUACCAUUCCAGCUCCUAAUUCAUAUCUACCUGCCUUUUACAUUUCUGUUUUUUUUUUCCCCCCUCCUUCGUAUAUAUUCUCUAAAAACAAGUUAUGUACCAAGCCAAAAAACUGUCACUUGCAAGCACUGAAUUAUCAGUAAGUUAAAUCCAACAAAUAAGUAGAUGAAAAUGUUUCUGAAGAUCUUUAAAACAAAUUUAAAAAAAGACUGAAUAGUGAUUGAUUGCUGUAAUUAAUAUCAGACAUGGAAAUAUGAAUGGAUGUUAGUGCUAUCAUGUUUUGGCAUAUUAGCAUAUUAAUCAAGGUUUUCACUUUUAAGGAUAUAUGCCUCCAUACUAAUGGCCUAUCUAACAUUUUGAGAACAGCCUUUGCAGAGGAUCUGUUUUCAGUCCUCAGUUACUAAUUGUUUCAAGGAGGCAAAUACUUUAUGACUACAGACAGAAAAUAUAAGCAAAGUUUGCAUUGAUGUUGUAUGUGUGGUGUAGAAGUGUGAUUUACAGAUAUGCCUUUUGAGUUUGAAACAGUUUUGAAUGUUAACUUUAAGGACACUUGCUCACAUGGAGGCAUGUCUGUUUAAAUAGUGAAAAGUGAAGUAAUCCUUGUUAUUUUGUUUUUUUUGUUUUGUAAUCCUUUAUUUUUUUAUCCCCUCUCUCUGUAAAGCUGUUUGAUUAUGUGCUUUCAAAGUACUCACGAUUGGAUCACAUACACUUUGUAGCCAGUUGUAUUUUAGUUCAUUUUAGUGACAUUAGUUUGCAAACACUUGCUGCUGGUCUCCAUCUCAUCCUGACCUCUAAAAUGGCCUUAAAAGUAAUGAACCGUUGUUCCUCUUGAGCAAUAUUUGCUCUCUCAGUGAGAAUCUUAGUUGUGAAUCUUGCCUGAAAUGUCUGUCACUGUUUGACUGGAAUCAUUUAAGAUUUUAUGGAAAGAACCUCCCGAGACAUGUUUGGAGUGUGCAUGUGCAUAUACUGUGCAGUCACACUGUGCCAUUUGUUUUGUAAAUAAAAUAGUUUUGCAUAAUA